CUCUUCUCUCUUUUCAUUCUGCAGACUGCUGAUCUGAAGAAUCUGAGCUGCAUAGAACAAAUCAACUGUAAAGAUGUGUUGAUCUGGCUCCAGAGCCCUGAAGACAACAGAUACAGAAAUGAUCCCCUAUUCUCCCUGAGGAACUGACCAAUCAGCAGUCAGGAUGAUGCCCAAGCAGCUGGCUCAGACGUCUCCUGGGAGUGUCUUGUCGCUAAGAGGGUCCAGCGUCCCAGGAUCCCCUGCUGCGGCCAUCGUGGCCAGAGUGGAGGACGGGGUUAUCGGCUAUAAGGACCUGGCAGCGUUACCUAGAGACAAAGCCAUCCUGGACAUAGAGAGACCAGACCUGAUGAUCUACCAAAGCCACUACAGCUACAGUCCUCUGGAGAGGUCCUUGUCUCCUCGCUCCUUCUCUCCUCCACCCUCCCCUGAGAAGGAGUCCAGGGAGUGGCUGGAGAACCGGUCUCCUGGAUGUUCCUCCCCUUGUUCCACCAUCCAGACCAGCAGUACACACAGCACACGAACACCACCAACACCAGACACGCCAAACACGCCUCACACCGUACACUCCUCUGUUGCCAAGGGCGCCCUGCAGCACUUCCACAGGCCAGAUAAUGGCUCCAACCUCUAUAAAAAGCCUCCAAUCUACAAACAAGAAGUGUGUGUGUCCUCUCAGCUCCCUCAGGGGAAACACAUUGAGGAUCUGAUCAUAGAGUCUUCAAAGUUUCCAGCAGCUCAGCCUCCGGACCCCAACCUGCCCUCCAAGAUAGAGACCGAGUACUGGCCCUGCCCCCCCUCCGUGGCUGUUAUUGAGAAAGAGUUGAGGAAGAAGGAUCAGGGGGAGGAAGCAGAGGAGGAGGAGGAGGAUGAUGAGGUGUGGGGACUGAGAGCGCUUCAGAAACAAGAACUCAACAAGAUUCAGUCAAACCUGGGAAAAAUCAUCCUGAAGGAGGAGCUGGACAAGUCUGCAACUCCUCUGAGGAGGAAAAGUCGCUCAUUACCCGAAAGCAGCAAAAACACUGGGUCCAGCGGCUCUAAGUCUGUGUAUUUCCCAGCAUCCUCUAAGAGCGGCCUGUCCAGGCUGCAGUCAGCAGAGUUCAGCUCCUCGGAGAAAGCUUCUGCAGAUCUUCAGAAUGGGGACUCCAGGAUGGACAGAGGAAAGUCCCUCCCCAGCAUGUUGGACCAUAAGAUUUGCCCCUAUGAGAUGCUGGUGGUGACCCACAGAGGGCGGAGCAAAAUGCCCCCCGGUGUUGACAGAACCAGGCUGGAGAGACACCUCUCUCAGGAGGAGUUCUUCAGUGUUUUCGGGAUGACCAUCGAGGAGUUCGACCACCUCUCUCUGUGGAAGAGGAACAACCUUAAGAAGAAAUUCUGUCUCUUCUGACGCCGCUGGGACCGCGUCUCCCACAAUGCCCCUGCUCUUCUGGAUCACUGCAGGAUCCUGGAACAACUCAGACUUAUUAUUAUCAGCACUGCUUCAACCACCACCACCAUCACCACCACCAUCACAGUCAGACCUGUCAGUUAGAUGUCAGGUUUGAUCACAGUGAAGGUUUGAAUGAAAACACAGUGGCUUUAGAUUCCUGCUGCACAAAUGAACUGUUUUAAAGCAGAGCUGCAGAUUCCUGUAUCAUAAGCUUCUAGAUGUCUGUGGAAAUGUGUUAAUAACAAAACUGCAGAGCGAGCACAGGUCAGGUUUAAAUGUGGAAGCACAGAGCAGGUUGUGAUGCUAGUUUUGGAAAGUUAUACCUAAACUGAGAGCAGAGCCAACACCAGUGGGUCUGACCUACAAAGGAAAAGCCCAGUCCCCUCCGCAUUCUUAAGCAGAUGUGGAACAAAAUGAAUUGAAUUUCAGAAAGCAAUCUGUAGAUUUGCUUCUGUAGGCAAAUUGAUUCCUUGCUAAUCUGUUAGCGCUGAACAAGAUGCAUCGUGAUUUGCAUUAACAAGAUCGAUUUUCUCAAGUAAGCUACGGAGCUUCCUUGCUAGCUAGCUAAUGAUAGCUUUGCGAGCUACUUUGCUAGCUAAUUACCGUUAGCUUUGCAAGCUAUUUUGUCUAUCUAACACCACUUGAUGUGUUAGUAACUAGCUUGUUAACAAAUUAGCUCAGCAGCUAGCAACUCUGCAAGAAUGUCUUCUAGGAGUAUACGUUAUUUAAAGCCCUUUAUCCUGAUAUAUAUCAUUUUAAAUAUUAAAAUAUCUACAUUUGUUAUGAUAUAUCUUUAAUCAGUAACAUCAAGAAAGGGUUAACAGAUACAAUAGUUAGACAGAAAUGUGUUUUAAGCUAAUCUGGCACAAAAAAAACGUGACAGGUAAAAAAAGAUCAAGAUGUUAAAGUAGCAGUAGACAAUCUUUCAAACGUUUCAUCCCUCCCCAACUUCUCUGAGUUGUGAUGCUGCCGCUGUCAGUCUGUCCUUCGCUUCAACCAGAACAACUAGUAAGCGAUAUCAUCUAGCGACUUCUGGAUCUAAUACUAGCAGCUUAUUUCCACAGUUUGUGACGUAACUGGAGUCUUAAAUUGGAGGAGAUGGUAGGCUACCGGGAGAUAGAAAUGCGAUGGGGAAACAAAAUCAAAUGGUCUCCUUAUUGCCUAUUGCUAUAGUGCUUACUAAUGUAUUUGGAAUAUUGCCAUGUCCUACUAACCUUUUUAUACAGCAAAAAUAUUUGACAUAAAACACAUUUAUAUAAUUAUAUUGUCCAACCCUAAUCUCACUCAACUUCAACAGUUUGUUUCAAAUGUUUGAAGACGUGGUAUUCUGGGAGUCUCUGGAUUAUGAAAGGAGACAGAGACAGAGGGGCUUCUUCUAUUCAAUCUGACAGAGAUCUUAAAUUCUAUCAGACAAGCAAAUAUUUUAUUAUCAAGCUUCUUGCUUCAGUCAGGCUUAAAAAUAAACAUUCCUAUAAACUCUGAUUCAGGUCUCAACACAGAUCUAUAUGAAUAGAGCUGUCAGUGAUAGUUCAAAAUUAUAUAUUUCUAUUGAUUUAGCCAUCUAUGAUGUCAUAAUGAUAGGAUUUUUUUUCCCAGCACCAACAAAUAAAAAUAGGAGACAUUUUGAUCACAGUCAGAUUUUUAAGCUACACAUCCUGAGGACAUUAACUUACCACUAAAUAUAUGUAUUUGACUGAUUUAUUGAUUUGUUCUAGGCAUAUUAUUUUUCUUCCUCUGAGCCCAGGCCAGACAUGAAAAGCUAGUUAUGUUUUCCUUGUGCUUUACCUUACAACUUCAAGAUGUUAUUAAAAUAAUAUGUCAUUAUGAACACACCUGAACACAGUCGCAAGAUGUUAGAAACACAAAGGAGCACAGGAAAUGUUACAUCAGACACAAACCUGAAAUUGAAUAAAAACAUGACCACAAUUUAAAGGUGGGGUAGGUAAGUUUGAGAAACCGGCUCGAGAUACACUUUUUGUUAUAUUCCAUGGAAUGCUCUUAACAUCCCGAUAGCAAUGAAUAUCUGAAGUGCUUUGACAAUAAAUACAUAAAAAAAUGUCAUCUGUGGAAGCCGUGGCGCUGUAAAAAGCUAGACCAAUUAUUUUUAAAGUAACUGGAUGGCCUACCUGCCUGUCAGCCUUCCAUCUGUGCACAAACUUAUCUCGUGCCCUCAUUGGUCAUGUGCGCGUUCGUGUGUGUUGGAGGAGGGGCUCUGUGAGGAAGUCUGAAGGAAGAGGCAGAUUUUUCCCGGUUGUGUAUUUUCAAAUUCUAGCGCACUCGAGCUGGUUUCUCCAAAAUUACCUACCCAACCUUCAAUUAAUAUUUCUAUUAUAAACUAAAUCUGCAAAUUUGAUAGUAACUAAUGCAAUAAAAUCAUGUAGUUGAGUUAAAAGUAUAGAGGAGCAUAAUGUGAAAAUACAGUGAAGUAAAGUACCUUACAUUUUAAGUAGGCUAUAGUACCUGAGUAAAUAUAUAUAUAUAUAUGUAGCCUAUACUUAGUUACCUUCCACAACUAAAAAACACAAACUACUGGGAUGUUCUGGUGUUCAUAUCCUUUGUCGUCCAUAUUAUUUUAAAGUGUCUAUCAGGGAUUCAAAAAUGGUCCAGACUUUUAAGAAAGGUUUUAUGACUAAACGUGAAUAUUUGAUAUGUAUAUCAGGGUGGAGCAGCAUUCCCUCUCAAAGUUCAGCUCCCAUUGGCUGUGAUCAAACUGUCUCCUGCUUGUCUUUUGUUCUUAGUACAGCAAAAGCCACUGCCCUGUUUUACCUCAGUACACGCACACAGAGAUAGAAAAACUCGCUUUUUGCAGUGUAGAGGAGCAACGAUAACCAGAGACUCAGAGCGCUGUGGCAGCAACUCUGUCUCUAUUCGGCUCUGGUUUGUCCAAUAAACAGGUUAUAGGCAUUAAGUGUUGCUUAGUGACCAAAUGAAGUGCAGCUAUUUUCUAGUAAUACAUAGAGAAGUGGCAUGUUUGUUAUUAAAAAUCUAAAUGAAAAUGUAAAAAAGUGAAUUAUAUCAACACAUGAAUGUUGAGAAAAGAAGAGAAGACGAAGGAAGGACCCAUUUGGGAAGGUUCCCAAACCAAAGGACAGAGGCAUGAUGGGAAAUAACUGAAGAACAUUUUUCUCCUCAACUUCAAAGUGAACUGAACAUCUUCAUUAUGUACACAUGGACACUUCUUAAGCAAACAUAGAUAUAUUUAGAAAGUAAUAUAUCCAUUAGCAUCAUAUCUGAUCUUCACAAACAUGGAUACCUUGUCUUCUUUAGCACAUUUGAAAAUGUCACAGCAACACAGCUGUUGAUUUAAAAUUGAAAUAUUGAUCUGAACAGACCAUUUUAAAGUUGGAAUGUAUUGCAUUUGAUCUUUUAGAAGAUGCAAUUACAAGAGAGAAGUUGGUACACUGACUGCAAACACAUGAGACGUUCCUUAAACUCCAUUACACCCUCCAUAUAUAAUCCCUAAUCAUUGCCAGUCUUUCAGUGUGGUAGAUCAGGUUUGUGUGAGACAUGUUGAAAAGAUGGUAGGCCAUGUUUUUAAGUUUCCAGCAAAAUUCUGCUUUCUUUGGUCACAUUUACAACAUCUGGAGUUGAUGCAUUGUGUUUUAAAAUGUAUACAUUACUGGCCAUCUUAAAUGAAAACUUUUAAUUAUAGCUACCUUUCUUAAAAACAUCUAUUGGUAGAGCUGGUGGGGAAGAAAAGUUGGAUGUUUCUCGUAAAUGUAUGACUUAGAUCUUGGACAUUCUGAUUGUUUUCUCCACAUAUAACCACACUAACAGCUCUCUAAGCCUAUUCUUUUAUAUGUUUACAAUAUCCAUACAGAUGAGAGCAGCAUUACGUCACUGCUUGGCAAAAUAACGGCCUCGUCUCCCAACAAAAUAUCCCGCCCCGGACACACAAGCACGCGGUUUGAUUGGCUAGAGCUUGUACUGGCAUAUGAUUUGAUUGGCUGACGCUUCCGUCGAAGCUUCAAAAGUUGAAUAUUGCUCAACUUUUGAAGCAAAGCGACGCUCCCACAAUGCAGUACGUCACCCCAUUCAAAGUGAAUGGGCAGAAGCUUCAACGCACGCCGCUGUGUGGACGGGCCGUCAGUCAUACGUGGAAAACACUUAAUCACAGCUUCAUUAUGACGCUAAUGAGGCUAACGCCAAUCGUCAAAGUAAACAUGUUAAAACUCAGAUAAUGUAUAUACUGCAUUGAAAUAUACAAAACAUUGACAAACCAAUGCAGUUUAAGUGUUAGCCUGCCCUUCGUCCAACGGCUGACUGACCGGACAUCUAUCCUCUAUCGAUUUAAAUUCAACUAUAUGCCAAUCAUCGACCUCCGAUGACAUUGUUUAGUUUUUCCCUGACUGACCAUCGUAAUUGGACUUUUUGAUGUCAUUAGUGAAAAACCGCAAAAUCUGUAUUUACCGCCAGCCAAUCGCAGCAAAUGUCGUCACCCAAAAGGGGGCGUGGCCUUGGCGUAGAGGGGAUGUGCCCAUUGGCUGUCAUCUAUUCAGUGUCGUAGUUCUCAGGUGUUUACAGUCAUGGUAUCGUCUCUGUAUUAAUGUGAGUUACUAAAGGAGAAACGAGACUCGCAGCACAUUUAAAAAAAAAUCAUAUUUCAGUAACUAAGACCUGUGUGAGGAUUACGGACUGUUCUUCACUCUCACUGCAAACGGCAGAAUCACCUCCACUAAAUCCCGCAUCACACCCCUCCACGUCUGCCUCGCACACUCUUCCUGUAUCUGUUGAAACAAAAAAAAUGGGAAAAAAAACUGGAUGAAGAUUUGUGAAAUGGAGUGAGCGAGCAUCGGUCAUUUUACGUUGAUUUAUUUUAUUACUUUUCUUUUUCGGGGAAUGACUGACACUGUUUGAUGACACUGAGGAUUUAUGCUUUGUUCUGAUUGGUUGUGUGUAGUUAGAAACAGGAAGCUGGUUUCUGUGACUAACACCAUGAUGACACAAAGAUUGUUUCAUGAUUAUUUUGGUUUUUGUUGUACAUUUCAAAUUGUUUUUCUUUUCUUUUCUUAUUUAAUUAGGCUGUUUUAACACGCAGGGCGACUUCAGUGGAGGCAUGCCACCAUCAACGUACCAGAUAUUCUAACUGCUGCAUGCAUCAUUUCAUGAUGAUGAUGUCAUUUUUAUUUUACCUUUAAUUAAAUAGAUUUAUAUAACAGCACUUGCAGGUAUACAGUAGCACCCUGGUUCAGGUUUUACUGUCUAAACUCUCUGAAGUUUAUGACUCUGAGGUCAAGCUGAGGUCAGAGGUCGUUGAUUGAAGCCGCCCUGCUGCUGUACAUAUAUAUAUAAUUAUUGUUGUUGUUGUUGUUGUUGUUUUCAUAUCAUGCAGGUGAUGUAACGGAUGAAUGGUGAUGUGAGUGAUUAACAUGAGUUACAAUAAAGACCAUUUCUAUUUGCUUGAGGACA
Molecule: messenger RNA, 6832 nt
Organism: Gymnodraco acuticeps
Lineage: Eukaryota; Metazoa; Chordata; Actinopteri; Perciformes; Bathydraconidae
Gene: dmtn
Product: dematin actin binding protein
Exons: 17
Coding region: 164-1381 (405 amino acids)
Biological process (GO): lamellipodium assembly; cytoskeleton organization; actin filament bundle assembly
Cellular component (GO): actin cytoskeleton; plasma membrane
Molecular function (GO): actin filament binding
Source: RefSeq, a predicted model, not a curated record